AUGGCACCAUUAUGGGACUUUAGUGAACAGCUGAUAUACCAAAUUCUCUCUGUGCCUUUUGCUGUACUGUUUUAUUAUUUGACAACACGUGGAUACCUGACCUUGGUUCAGAGGUACCUCUACCUGACGGCUGGAGGGAUCUUACUAGCGGUCGUCAGCAUGGGCUGGUACAGCACUGUCCUGUUUGCCUCCGUACUCAUCUCAACGUCAGUUAUUCAUCUAGUUGACUCAAGGAGAGUUCAUCUUUGUGCUUGCACAGUACUAAUGUUCUGGCAAUCCCUCUGGCAUGCAGUUCUACUUCACAAACUUCACUGGCACCAUGCGCAGCCUGUAGACCCCAGAUGUCUGGUGAUGAUGUCCUCUUUGAUGCUGCUAACCCAACGAGUCACUUCAGUAUCUAUGGAUGUUGAGGAUGGUAAAGUGAUUCUCCCCCCUGGGAUAAAAGAAAGACUACACAUCUCAAACCUCCUCCCUUUUAUCUGUUAUAAUCUGUCAUUUACCUCCAUGCUUGGUGGGCCUCUAUGUUCAUACAAUCAUUUUUUGUCGUUCUUACUGCAUAUUCAACAACAUCCCCCACCUUCUCCUCUAAGCAGAGUAUUUUUGAGACUUUCGUGGGUUGCGGCCAUAGAGGGCUUCAAGUGCAUACUAAUGUUUAUCCUCCAAAUUAGCUCUGCUAAUCUCAACUACUUUCACAGUCUGCAAGGUGCUCUGUGGAUGUGGAAUCUGUCGCUGUUUCUGAAGAUGAGCUACUACUCUCACUGGGCCGUGAGCGAAUGUCUGAAUAAUGCGAUUGGUCUCGGUUACCGUGGUAACCUCCAAGAUGGCUCCUCCAAGAGCUGGAAUGGUCUGUCAGAUGGGGAACUGUGGACUACGGAGACCUCGUGUCGCUUGUCUGAGUUCACCCGCAUGUGGAAUGGCACAACCGCAGCAUGGCUGCGAAGGCUGGUUUACCAGAGAUGCAAGGCGUGGCCCCUGGUGUUGACGUUUGGGUUCUCGGCCCUGUGGCAUGGCCUGUACCCGGGCCAGGUCGCUGGGUUUGCCCUCUGGGCUGCCAGCGUCAAGGCAGAUCGCCACAUCCAUAGAUAUUUAAAACCCAGGGUAACUUCUCCAUGGAGGAGGAAGACACUGACAUCUUUAAGUUGGAUUCAGACCCAGAUGACAAUAGCCUGUGUUGUUAUCGCCAUUGAAGUAUGGCAUGCAAGUUUGUGGUUUUAUUGUAUAAGGUGUCUGUUAAAACCACCCCUGCUAAAAUGGUUUGCCCCACUGAACCUUGGCCACCCCACUAUAAAUACACAGUGGAACAUUCCCUCUGGUUCUCUAACCAAGGAAGUGACUGCAGCUGGUAAGUUGAUGGCCCCUCUGGUGGCCUAA
This is a messenger RNA of Engraulis encrasicolus (European anchovy), 1371 nucleotides long. It is a transcript of the gene mboat4, whose product is annotated as membrane bound O-acyltransferase domain containing 4. The transcript is spliced from 5 exons. Gene Ontology annotation, molecular function: serine O-acyltransferase activity. The coding region runs from base 1 to 1371 and encodes 456 amino acids. Gene Ontology annotation, biological process: peptidyl-serine octanoylation; lipid modification. Gene Ontology annotation, cellular component: endoplasmic reticulum membrane. The record is from RefSeq and is a predicted model, not a curated record. NCBI's taxonomy places the organism in Eukaryota, Metazoa, Chordata, Actinopteri, Clupeiformes, Engraulidae.